CUUAGCGCUUAUUGCCUGCUCCAACUUCAAAGUUUACAGCAAAGCCAUAGCUUAGGAGAAAAAGAGCAUUCAAUGGCUCGCCAUGCUACAAGACGAAAACGAAAUUUAUCGAGGAACAUUCCAGGACUCCCGAACGAGCUGAUUGUGAUGAUUUUCAAUACCUGUCUUACUUCCGACCGUGCUGUUCUUCUACGAGUAUCGAAGCAUUUUCACGAGCUGGGGCUCCGCUCACUUUACCACUCAAUCUGGAUCACGAAAAUCUACGCUCUCGAAAGCCUGCAUAGAACGUUGGUUGACGCGAAUGCGGGCUACGCAAAGCUAAUACGAGUCUUUGAAGUGAUAAUAGUCAAAUCAGAUCAAUUCCCAACGUUUGUGUCACCGGAUACCAAUUCCUUACAAGACAUUUUAUUUCAACUAAAAAAUGUCGAAAAAGUGCAGGUCUACGCACCAACACUUAUCACUAAGGAUUUUGGCAUGGCAAAAGGUCAUUUCUCGAUAUCCAAGAUUCUAUUUCCCCAAUGCCUUACCUCCUUUACCUUGGGCAUUUCUUGGCCCGACAUUCUUUCCAACACUUUUGAGGUCCUUCUUUCACAGCUUGCGUCCUUGGAACUCCUUUUCAUAGAAUGUGUUGGACAUUUUUGCGCACAAUAUAGCAUUAACGUAAAAGCAAAUCUUCCGAAUUUAACGACCUAUAAGGGUCCUUCUAUCCUUCUGCAAUCCCUCGCGCAAGGGUCCAAAAGACUCUCUUCACUCGUCCUCGAAGUAUUCGUGCAUUCUCCUUUCCCUGGCGGCCCUCUUACCACCGAUAUGAUAUCGGAAGAUCCGACGUUGCAACACUUGAAGAAAUUUGGUUCCAGGGAUGUGAGUGGUGGUAAACGAGAUGCCGUUGCAUUAUCUUUUUUGAAGAUUAUUUGCGAUUCGCCCGCAGCAGCAAAUGCCGCUUUGAAAUUCCUACCCCAAGUCGAACACCUUUCAUUGUUGUGUACGUCCGUGAAAUGGAUAACUCCAGAAAGGCUGCCGACUGAUCCUUGGCACGGCGAUUUCGAUUUGGACUUCCUCUCCGAGGCUUCGUCAUUGCGCAGGUUCAGCCUGUCCUUUGUCCAUUCCAAACAAUCUUUGCCUUGGGAUCUUGCCGUGAUUGCAGAGUUUUUGGGAAAUUUGAACUCAGGAUUGUUGGGAGUCCAUAUCUGUAAGAUUCGCGUUCGUAACUUCGACCAUAUCUUAAAUUGCCCGCCUUACGUAGACGGGGCCACAUAUCGAAGAUCAUGCAGUACAAUCGAAGGUGAAGCAAGCUGGUCGCGCGUUCUUGUUUGACUCUUAACCUAAGGCCUUGAUAUUUGAUAUAAAAAAGAAACACUAUAUGUACUACUACAAACGAGGCUCCAAUAGUAU
Messenger RNA from Lentinula edodes (shiitake mushroom), 1392 nucleotides. RefSeq lists its product as uncharacterized. The record is from RefSeq and is a predicted model, not a curated record. The coding region runs from base 73 to 1314 and encodes 413 amino acids. The transcript has 5 exons. Gene Ontology annotation, molecular function: protein binding. Lineage: Eukaryota; Fungi; Basidiomycota; Agaricomycetes; Agaricales; Omphalotaceae.